Salvelinus namaycush (lake trout) is the source of this 1460-nucleotide messenger RNA. RefSeq names its product zinc finger protein 501-like. Bases 1 to 1224 code for a protein of 407 amino acids. Lineage: Eukaryota; Metazoa; Chordata; Actinopteri; Salmoniformes; Salmonidae. Gene Ontology annotation, molecular function: DNA-binding transcription activator activity, RNA polymerase II-specific; RNA polymerase II cis-regulatory region sequence-specific DNA binding. The transcript is spliced from 3 exons. Gene Ontology annotation, biological process: regulation of transcription by RNA polymerase II. The record is from RefSeq and is a predicted model, not a curated record. Gene Ontology annotation, cellular component: nucleus.
AUGAGGAAGGAAGAAGAGGAGGAAACUGGAUAUCUGGGCCCGGUUUCCCAAACGCAUCUUAAGGCAUCCAAUGGUUCUAAUGAUGAACUUGCACUGAUUAACACUCGAGAGAGAUGUGACUAUCGUGGAUCCUCUGUGGAGCCUCAACAACAUAAUGAUGCUGACGAGGCAGAGAAGAGUCUCUCCACAACAGAACACCUAAAGAAAAACCAGCGGAGACCCACAGGAAAGAAACCUCAUUGCUGCUCUGAUUGUGGGAAACAUUGCAAAUAUUCAUCAGACCUUAAAAUACACCAGCGUGUACACACAGGAGAGAAAUCUCACCACUGUUCAGAUUGUUCAACAUCACAGAUUUUGAAGCUGCAGCAGAGAACACACACAGGAGAGAAAUCUCAUAGUUGUAAUCAAUGUGGGAAGAGUUAUUUAAGGUUAAAAUCACUAAAAGUACACAUGAGAAUUCACACUGGAGAGAAACCUUAUAGCUGUGAUCAAUGUGGAAAGAGUUUUGUUCAAUCUAGCGAUCUGACAGUACACCAGAGAACACACACUGGAGAGAAACCUUUUAGCUGUGAUCAAUGUGGGAAGAGUUUUAUUGCAUCUAGCAAUCUGACUAUACACCAGCGGACACACACAGGAGAGAAGCCUUAUAGCUGUAAUCAAUGUGGGAAGAGUUUUAUUACAUCUAGCCAGCUGACUUCACACCAGCGAGUACACACAGGAGAGAAAUUUUACCACUGUUCAAAUUGUUGGAAAAGCUUUUCAACGUCACAGACGUUGAAGCUGCACCAGAAAACACACACAGGUGAGAAACCUUACAGCUGUGAUCAGUGUGGGAAGAGUUUUAUUACAUCUGGCAAUCUGACUAUACACCAGCGGACACACACAGGAGAGAAACCUUAUAGCUGUAAUGAAUGUGGGAAGAAUUUUAAUACAUCUAGCCAUCUGACUACACACCAGAGAGUACACACAGGAGACAAACCUUAUAGCUGUGAUGAAUGUGAGAGGAGUUAUACUGCAUCUAGCCAUCUGACCAGACACCAGCGAGUACACACAGGAGAGAAACCUUAUAGCUGUGAUCAAUGUGGGAAGAGUUUUACUACAUCUAGUGAUCUGAAGGUACACAAGAGAACACACACAGGAGAGAAACCUUAUAGCUGUGAUCAGUGUGAAAAGAGAUACACUCGUAAAAGAUUUCUGAUCAAACAUCAGAAAAUACAUACAUGAAGGAGUUAUUUGGUGAGAUCAAUGAAAUAACAAUUUAGAAUGUUUUUAACAUUGUAUUUGGAGUUUUUUAAGGAAUUUCACAAUGUAGAACCCUAAACGUUUGCCCCAUUCAAUAUAUUUCAGCAUGAUAGGGAUAUUAGCCUAGGGAAAAAUCCAGGCUCUGAAAUGGAAGAGUACUAUUUAUGUGAUUUAACAAAAAGUGAGUUACACUUAUCACGUUGGUGACCCACUUGAAU